CUGGCUCCCUGCCAAAUUCUCCCCGCGCAGUCGGUUCAGGUCAGAGCCGCGCCGCCGCCCGCAGAAGCUGACGCCGCCGCCCGGACCUACCACCGCGGAGCGCGGCUAACCUCUGGCGCUCCUCCUCCUCCUCCUCCUCCCCCGCGACUGAAAAGCUCCACCAGGGCUCCUCCUUCCUGCUUCUCCCCCGCGGGCCGGUCCGCGCCUCUGCAUCUGGUGCCUACUGGGUCUUAUCCGCGCCUCCGGCUGGUCUUCUCCUCCUCGGCUCCUCCUGCACGGCUCCGCCUCUGCCCUCCCCCCCCCCGCCCCCCCCCUCCCUGGUCGAGGUGGUCGAGGAGAAGCUGCUACAGGGAGCUUUAGAAAAUAUUUAUGUAACUUGUACUAAUAUUUGUUGGGUGGCCCUCUGCGCCGACUAAUCAAGGAAGUGUGCUCCACGAAGUGCAUUUUUUGUGUAUGCUCUUCCUUCUUUGACUUGUGCUGUCAAUGUAAGGAGGGGAGGUCAGAGAACCUCUUUCUAUGCGACGAGCAGUGCUAGGAUUCUUGUGCCAAGCCCUUGUAAAAAGAAACCACCCUCCGACAUCGCGUCUUUACUCUCUGUCUUGUUGUUUGAAGAGCUCAAAUCAUCAAGAAACCAGUGGAAGCUCUGUUUGCAGUGAAUAUAGAAGCCAGUGUCUUCUUCCCCUGAUCACGCUAGCAGUCCGGACAUCAAGCUGGGACAAGGCCAGAAAGAUAAGCUUUGGGGAGUGUGUCAGGUUAUAUGGGCUAUCCCAGACAAUUGGGCUGUUUGCAUUGCUUAUGCGAUCCUUCUUGCCACAGAGAAUUAGAGAGAUUCGGUGCUUCAUCCGGAGCAUUGUUGAUUACUGUGGAAGUUCUGGCCGGGAAUUGUUUGAGUUGGCACCUAUGUUGGUAAGCAGUUUGGGUGGCUCAAUGACAUUGCUACAAGUUUAUGCUACAAUCAUUCGGAUUUUUGUAGAGUUGUCAAUGUUUGAGGAUGCUCUCCUCACUUACACUGAAGCCAAGAAGGUUGGAGUGGAGCUGCAGUUGUGCAACUUCCUGCUGAAGUGUUUAGUUGAGAGAAAUCAAAUCAUUUAUGCAAGGAGUUUGUUUGAUGAUAUGAAGAGUUCUGGUCCGUCACCAAAUGUGUACUCUUAUUCGGUUUUGAUGAGUGCGUAUACCCAUGGAGAUAGGUUAUACUUGGCGGAAGCUUUUGAGCUUCUUUCUGAAAUGGAAAUGAAAGGUGUGAAACCGAAUGCUGCAACCUAUGGCACUUACCUCUAUGGACUGAGCCGUACCAGACAGGUGGCAUCCGCAUGGAAUUUUCUUCAAAUGCUUUGUCAGAGAGGCAACCCUUGCAAUACUUAUUGUUUUAAUGCAGUGAUUCAGGGUUUCUGUAGAGAAGGUCAGGUUCAGGAAGCCAUAGAAGUUUUUGAUGCGAUGAAGAAGGGUGGGCUUGUCCCAGAUACUCAUAGCUACAGCAUAUUAGUUGAUGGGUUAUGUAAGCAAGGGGAUGUAUUGACAGGCUAUGACCUGCUUGUCGAAAUGGCAAGAAACGGAAUUGCUCCUACUCUGGUCAGUUACAGUUCGCUUUUGCAUGGUCUUUGCAGAGCUGGAAAGGUUGAAUUGGCAUUUGAGCUUUUUAGGAGGCUUGAAGAACAAGGUUUCAAGCAUGACCACAUAGUUUACAGCAUUAUUCUCAAUGGCUGUUGCCAACAUUUGAAUAUAGAGGUUGUCUGUGACCUUUGGAAUGACAUGGUUCAUCAUAAUUUUGUUCCAGAUGCUUACAACUAUACUAGUCUGAUAUAUGCAUUCUGCAGACAUAGAAAUCUGACAGAUGCACUGGGAGUAUUCGAACUCAUGCUUGACAGUGGAGUAAGCCCCAACGUUGUCACAUGCACAAUUCUUGUUGACGGCUUUGGCAAAGAAAGGAUGAUUGAUGAAGCUUUCUUAUUCCUUCAUAAAGUACGUCAGUUUGGAAUUGUCCCAAACCUUUGCAUGUACAGAGUUAUCAUCAAUGGUCUGUGCAAGGUCAACAAAUCUGAUCACGUGUGGGGCAUUUUUGCAGACAUGAUAAAAAGGGGCUAUGUUCCUGACACAGUCGUUUACAGUAUCAUCAUUGAUAGUUUUGUGAAAGCUUUGAAAUUACCGGAGGCUUUCAGGUUGUUUCAUAAAAUGUUGGAUGAGGGUACAAAACCCAAUGUCUUUACAUAUACGAGCCUCAUAAAUGGUUUGUGCCAUGAUGAUAGGCUCCCUGAAGUUGUGACAUUGUUUAAACAUAUGAUUUGGGAGGGACUGACACCAGAUCGGAUUUUGUAUACAUCUCUUAUUGUGUGCUAUUGUAAGCGUUCAAACAUGAAGGCAGCUUUGGAAAUUUUUAGAGGGAUGGGGAAACUGGGAUUAUCAGCAGAUGCAUUUCUCUACACUUGUUUAAUUGGUGGCUUUAGUAAAGUGCUUGCAAUGGAUGGUGCACAGUGUUUGAUGGAAGAAAUGACAAAUAAGGGGCUUACUCCUAGUGUAGUAACUUAUACAAAUCUCAUAAUUGGGUACUUCAAAAUCGGAGAUGAGAGAAAAGCUAAUAUGACGUACAACAGUAUGCUUCAGGCAGGCAUUACACCGGAUGCCAAGCUCAGUUGUAUAUUGGGCUUUGGCAACGAUGCUGAUGGUUUUGAGGAUUCUCGGGAAGAGAAGGAUGUAUCAUAGCAGCUCUAUUAACUCGCCGACUGACUCCUUUCAACAUCUCAUGAAUUGCACUGGUUGUGAACAGGCAGAGCAGUUUAAUAGAUUGGUAUUCAGCGAGGAGCUCUCAGAGCUUGUAGUAGCCUUGUACAAGUGAGACUGGAAUUGCAAGCAUUUCAUGUAUUGAAGUGGCAUAAAGAUCUAAGCAUUUAGGUUAUCCAUGUAUUCCUUGACUUUUCCUGUUUGAUAGUCAACUAACAAGCACAUUGAAAGCAGGGCAGCAGUGAUUGAUGAGAUCUGGCAUGCAGCAUGCUAUUGAAGACCCAGGAUAGAUCUACACUGGUGUGUCCAUGUGUGAACUGAACAAUUCUUGGAGCAUAUAGGUAACCUCAGAGAUAUACAUGAUUUCAGCAGGUUUGCAUCUGUUCUACUAUUUAGUUUUUUCAGGCCUUAUUUAUGCCUAAAUUCUAUUGUCAAUGUUCUACACAACUUGGUUCCGCCAAAUCUAGAAAAGGAACCUCUCAGAAUGGUAUUACACCUUGCUGCAGGAAAAUGUUCCGCGCCUGUAGGCUGUAGUAUCUUACAGAAAAUAGGUUGACGAAUUAGUUCCAUACAUCUCACAAGGUAUCCUAUUUUUGUUACAACAACAACAACUAAGCCUUUUGUCCCAAGCAAGUUGGGGUAGGCUAAGGUAUCCUAUUUUUGUUGUGUAAUAAAAAUCGGAGUAUGUUUAUAUUAAGCAUUUUAAAUUUUGUUUACUCUGUCUCUGAUGGUCCCGCCAUUUUCCCAGUCACUAGGCGCAUAAAAUUUCAUGUUACAGGACACGAGUUGCUGCCGGCUUGCAACAAUAUUUUGCUAAGCUGCAGGCUUGGCUAAGCGGACAUCAUUUUUUAUGACUAAUUGUGAAUCUAAUAACAAGUGUUUGAUUGAUUCGUCCAUGGAUUGUGUAAAUAAUCAAGGCGUGGAACCUUCCUUCUGAACUUCGAAACUCAAGGCCGGGUACAAGAGCUAUGAAUAUGACGUACUAUUCUGCAAUACUAUUUACGUGUCUCCUCCAAUUUUGGUUUCUUCAUCAGGGGCUAUCAACUUCCAAUCAACACCCUGGAUGCGAUUAGAUGAUUUAUUCUGAUUACACCAACCAUCGGCUAUUUGUAUAAUGAAGGAGCAGUAUAGUCUUUGUUCUUGCAAAUACUCAGCAGGACCACCAGGACAUGGAAAAUUCAAUCCUGAAACGAUUCAUUAGGCUAGCCACAUCCCCAGAGUACAUGAAGUUGCACAAGCCUCUAGUUGGAGUACUGUAAUAUUCAGACCUUACACCAACAAAUGUUGCAUCUAUCUUUAGUUGUCUGUUCUUUUACAUACCUGUACAUGGCUUUACGAUGACUUAAAAUGACGAACAUAGGAACAUCACUUUGUGACGACAUGCCAAAAAGCGUGAUUUCUGUGGAUAUGCUCCGGAAUAAACCAUGAAUUGAGAACUGGUUAGGCUUGACGGCCAUCCUUUAUAUGGAA
This is a messenger RNA of Brachypodium distachyon (stiff brome), 4185 nucleotides long. Its product is annotated as pentatricopeptide repeat-containing protein At3g22470, mitochondrial. The transcript has 3 exons. Lineage: Eukaryota; Viridiplantae; Streptophyta; Magnoliopsida; Poales; Poaceae. The coding region runs from base 517 to 2697 and encodes 726 amino acids. Gene Ontology annotation, molecular function: protein binding. The record is from RefSeq and is a predicted model, not a curated record.